AUGUGCAGCUUCGGGUCACGCUCAACAGCUCUUCGGGAUGUGCAUUGGGGUGUUCCGCGACCCUCCUUGGGAAAAAAAUUAACACUGACACAAGUCCUCGCCCGCCCACUUUGCGACUACUGUUGUUUCCCUCUUCCUCACUUUGCUUCCUCUCUCCUCCCUCUUUCCUUACCUCUCUCUCUCUCUCUCUCAAGUCUCACUCACCUCACUAUACAUACACACGCCCAUAUAUAUCUACAUACUACAGUGCUGUAUCUUGCCCUACAGCACUCUCUCCCUCACAGUCCAAUCCUUGUUUGCAGGUGCUCUCCUCCCGGCACCCGUAACAUAUACCUUUGGACGCAAUUAGUAUCGGAAGAUUGCUUUUGA
This is a messenger RNA of Bipolaris maydis ATCC 48331, 369 nucleotides long. Lineage: Eukaryota; Fungi; Ascomycota; Dothideomycetes; Pleosporales; Pleosporaceae. The record is from RefSeq and is a predicted model, not a curated record.